AUGGGGCCGGCUAGCGUUAUUGUCCUCUGCGUCUUCCUCGCAGUGGUGGCUGCCGCCAUCUUCUAUAUCCUAAUCACACGCAUCCAAGCAACAAAGCUGGGGCUCCCACCACCACCCAUCACCUCUUACAUCCCUUUCUGGCCCGAGCCUUCGAACUCGCUUCCCUACGCCAACAACACCUCUUCUUCCUCCGGCGGUAUCAAGGGCUGGUUCGGCAAGUUCAAGAAGAACAACAAUCGCACUGCGGCAGGUGCCUACGAGCCCUCCGGUGCUAACGCCAACGCCGCCCGGAGCCGCGGUUUCGGACCCCUCGACCCGGAUGAGGCAUGGGAUGCGCGCGUUGGACAUGAGGCGGAUGGCUAUGGACCCACAUACUACGAGGAGACGGAAAUGCAGCCCCCUCGGCACAACAACCUUGGCGACGAUACCAGCUACGGAGGAAGCAGCUACCAGAUGAACCUAGCGACCAACCCGGGCAACACUGGCACUAGCAACCCGUUCGCGGAUCCUGAUGAGGAGAGAGGCAGAAAGAGGAGCCGUUCUCCUGGCCCGGCUGCGAACAAGGGAUUGAGUGCGCCCGCCUCCCAAAACCCUUUCGAUGAUGCUGCCGCGGAUCAGAGCAACGUUAGCAUGAGAGGCGUCAGCCCCCGUCCGAUUGAGGGCACGGGAGCCUCGAAGCCGAGUGGCCACAAUAAUGGCGAGCCUGAGAGCCAUGCGGAGAGGAGGUCAAUCUUCAGAGAGGAUGUGUGA
Molecule: messenger RNA, 750 nt
Organism: Neurospora tetraspora
Lineage: Eukaryota; Fungi; Ascomycota; Sordariomycetes; Sordariales; Sordariaceae
Exons: 2
Coding region: 1-750 (249 amino acids)
Source: RefSeq, a predicted model, not a curated record